Hevea brasiliensis (rubber tree) is the source of this 2369-nucleotide messenger RNA. RefSeq names its product peroxidase 24-like. Gene Ontology annotation, cellular component: plasmodesma; plant-type cell wall. The record is from RefSeq and is a predicted model, not a curated record. The transcript has 4 exons. Gene Ontology annotation, molecular function: peroxidase activity; heme binding. Bases 1124 to 2101 code for a protein of 325 amino acids. NCBI's taxonomy places the organism in Eukaryota, Viridiplantae, Streptophyta, Magnoliopsida, Malpighiales, Euphorbiaceae. Gene Ontology annotation, biological process: hydrogen peroxide catabolic process; response to oxidative stress.
UAAAUGCAUGAAAAAAGGGGGAGACAAUAAUUCAUCAAGUUAGCAAUUUCUCUAUUCAGACAUGAAAUGCAAUAUUAUCCAACGAUAGCUUGCCUAGUAGCCUUCUAUAUUAUCAUGUCUUUCUUUGAACGUGAUCACAGGGCGGUGGGUUUAUAAAUCAAUAGAAUAGGUGUUAAGGAUAUAAUUAAGGUGAUGAUAAAUAUAUAUAAUUUGCAUGAAUUGCACAAUUCCUAUAUGUAUAAGAACAGCUGACUUUGACAAAAAUUGUGUUCUCUCCCUUUUUUUUAACAAUAAACUACGGUCACUAGGGUUCAUGCAUAUGUAUAAUAUCAUCCGGUGGAAUCAAGAGUCUAUAAUAUGGAGAUUAGUUCAACAAGUCCAUGUGUUUGUUCCUUUAAUUAAGUUAUUAAUUCUAAAAUUAGCCUCCCAUGCAUGUGAUUAAUGACAAACCAUAUAUUAUAUUAAAUUAAAAAGUACCAACCAAGAGUCCCAAAAUUAAUUAGCUUUUCUCUACAUCUAUGUUGCCUAAAUUAAUCACAAAUGUCGGUUCGUGGGGACCUCAGAAAUUGUAACUAUUUGGUAUGAAUGAUUGAUUCCAGCUAUGGAUGCCAACCUUGCAAUUCUUAAUUUAAUCAAGUGAUUUCAUUAAUUUGUUCUAAGCAUUGUUUCUACAUAAAUGAUAGUAAUGGAGCAACCACACUUAAUGGAUUUAAACCAUAUAUUAGCUCUGGAACGGUACAGUGAGCAUCUUCUUUUGUAUAGCAAGCCACAUUGGAGCAAUAUAAAAAAAAGGGGGUAAGUUUAUUAAUUAAUUAGAUCGUGUCAUCCAUGCAUAUUUAUAAAACUGAUUUAUGCAAUUUAUAUCAUCAAAAUCCUAAUUAUUUAAACUACACUAUUCAUCAAACCCUAAUGGAUUCACACCUUUUUUUACAGUAAGAUAAGAAACACAAGUCAACCAAAAUCUUUUAAUUUAAAUGUUGCUUGCAUGGCACCAAGCAAGGAAGGACUAGUAUAUUGCUAGUUGGUAAAAGACAACUUGAUCUCAGUGUCUAUAUAAGGAAGCCUAGACCUAUGUUAGCUUUGCAGUAGUGCAAAACAAAAGAGAUAGCUUAGUGAAAGAAAAAUGAGGACUAUCUCAAUUUUCUGCUUGAUCACUAUUGCAUUAGCUUUUGAAAUAGGAGUUUGCCAUGGAGGGAAAUUGAGGAAAAAUUUUUACAAGGAUACUUGUCCACAGGCUGAGAACACUGUGAGGAGUAUCAUUUGGAAGCGUGUUGCAAGCAAUUCAACAUUGCCUGCCAAGUUCCUAAGGAUGCAUUUCCACGACUGUUUUGUUAGAGGUUGUGAUGCUUCUAUAUUGCUGGAUUCCACGCCAAAUAAUACAGCAGAAAAGGCAGCAACUCCAAACCUAUCUCUAGGAGGUUUUGAAGUGAUAGAUGAGGUAAAGGCCCAGCUAGAGAAGACAUGCCCUGGAGUGGUUUCUUGCGCAGAUAUUGUUGCUUUAGCCGCUAGAGAUUCUGUUUCCUUCCAAUUUAAAAAGCCAAUUUGGGAAGUGCCUACCGGUAGAAGAGAUGGAAAAAUUUCUCGAGUGUCAGAGGCUCUCUCCAACAUCCCUUCACCUUUCUUCAACUUCACCCUUCUCAAACAAUCGUUUGCCAACAAAAGCCUAACAGUGCAUGACCUUGUCGUCUUAUCAGGUGGACACACCAUUGGGGUAGGACACUGCAACUUCUUCAGCAACAGGCUAUACAACUUCACAGGAAAAGGUGACGCAGACCCUUCUCUGAACUCAACCUAUGCUUCUUUCUUGAAAACAAAAUGCCGAAGUCUAGCAGAUAACACAACAAUAGUUCCAAUGGACCCCUCGACCCCCUUGUCUUUCAACAACAAUUACUACAAAAUCCUCAAGUUGAAAGAAGGCCUUUUCCAAUCAGAUACUGCACUUCUCACUGACAAGGGCUCUAGCAGUAUCGUCGAUCAAUUGCUAGACUCAGGCAAGUUCUUCACUGAAUUUUCUCAAUCCAUGAAGAGGAUGGGAUCCAUCCAAGUGCUUACUGGAAGUGCUGGAGAGAUCAGGAAGAACUGUAGGGUGGUGAAUUCUUGAGGGUGUUGCCUUUAUAUAUGAAGAAAACAUCUUCAAAUUCAAUAUCUCUUUUGUUUUAUGUGAGUUUACGUAUUCUAUCGUAUCAAACGUUUAGCGAUCUUCAUCAAUAAUAUGCUUGCUCAAGACUGGAAUGUUGAGCUUGAUCAUGUCUUCCGAGAGGCCAAUGUUAAGCUAGUUGUUUUCUUUCCUCCCUUUUGUAACCAAAAAUAUAUUUAUUCCUUUUACAUAUAUAUCAUGUGAAAUAAAGAUGGUCAUUUAAUUUGUUUGA